GGCGGGUCCCUAUUGGUUGUCAGUCGAGAUCAUCUGAUUGCUUUGGUCAUGUGAUUGUAAACAGGAAUUGAAAGGGCCUUUAGAGUCUAGCUGAUGUUCACUUGCUCCUGCCAAGAGAGUACUUCUGGCGAGCGUCGUCUCAUGACUUGAAGAGCGGAGGCGGUGUCUGGCUGAAUUGAGCUCGCCGUCAUGGUGGACUUUCUGGCGGAGAAUAACUUGUGCGGUCAGGCCAUCCUUAGGAUUGUGUCCAGGGGAAAUGCCAUCAUCGCCGAGCUGCUCCGCCUCUCCGAGUUUAUCCCAGUGGUCUUCAGACUAAAGGACAAAAGUGAUCAACAGAAAUAUGGAGACAUCAUAUGCGACUUCAGCUACUUCAAGGGGCCGGAGUAUUAUGAGGGGAAACUAGAAGCAAAACCAGAACUUCAAGACCUAGAUGAAGAAUUUAGGGAAAACAACAUUGAAAUUCUGUCACGGUUUUACCUGGCAUUUGAAAGUGUCCAUAAGUAUGUUGUGGACCUGAUAAGAUACCUAGAUGACCUUAACGAAGGAGUAUACAUUCAGCAGACCUUGGAGACCGUACUCCUGAAUGAAGAUGGAAAACAGCUCCUGUGUGAGGCCUUGUAUCUGUAUGGAGUGAUGCUUCUGGUCAUUGAUCAGAAGAUCGAGGGAGAGGUCAGGGAGAGGAUGUUGGUGUCCUAUUACAGAUACAGUGCUGCCCGAUCCUCUGCGGACUCCAACCUGGACGACAUCUGCAAGCUGCUGCGCAGCACGGGAGCCUCCAGCCAACCGGGGUCCAAGCGGCCCGCUAACUACCCAGAGAGCUACUUCCAGAGGGUCCCCAUCAGCCCCACCUUCAUCAGCAUGGUCAUCGGGAGGCUGCGCUCAGAUGACAUCUACAACCAGGUGUCUGCUUACCCACUUCCUGAGCAUCGCAGCACAGCUCUUGCCAAUCAGGCAGCCAUGCUGUACGUCUGCUUAUACUUCACUCCCAGCAUCCUCCACACACAGCAGGCCAAAAUGAGAGAGAUUGUGGACAAAUACUUCCCUGACAACUGGGUCAUUAGCAUAUACAUGGGCAUCACUGUGAACUUAAUAGAGGCAUGGGAGCCCUACAAAGCUGCCAAAACUGCCCUGAACUACACGUUGGACACCGCUAAUAUCAGAGAACAGGCAAGCCGCUAUGCUGCUAGCAUGGACAGUCUGAAGCCUCACGUCCAGCAGCUGCUGAAAGAGGGCUUCCUCAGAGAAGAGAUUGUCCUGGACAAUAUCCCCAAGCUGCUCAACUGCCUGCGCGACUGCAAUGUUGCCAUUCGCUGGCUAAUGCUCCAUACGGCUGAAUCAGCCUAUGACCCAAAUAACAAAAGGCUGCGUCAGAUCAAAGAGCAGGUCAUCAACGACUCCAAGUACAGCUCCAAGAUUCUCUUCCAGUUGCUGCUGGACACUGCCCAGUUUGAGUUCAUUCUGAAGGAGAUGUUCAAGCAGAUGCUGACAGAGAAGCAGCUGAAGUGGGAGAGCUACAAGCGUGAGGGCUCUGAGAGGAUGACCGAGCUCGCCGAGGUCUUCUCUGGGGUCAAGCCUCUCACAAGGGUGGAAAAGAACGAGAAUCUACAGGCCUGGUUCAGAGAGAUCUCCAAACAGAUUGAGUCUCUCAAUUAUGAAGACUCCACAGCUGCUGGAAGGAAGACUGUGCAGCUCAUUCAGGCUUUAGUGGAGGUGCAAGAGUUCCAUCAGCUGGAGUCGAACCUGCAGGUAUGCCAGUUCCUGGCUGACACACGCAAGUUCUUGCACCAGAUGAUUCGCACCAUCAACAUCAAGGAGGAAGUGCUGAUCACCAUGCAGAUCGUGGGAGAUCUGUCAUACGCCUGGCAGCUAAUAGACAGCUUCACAUCCAUCAUGCAAGAGAGCAUCAGAGCGAGCCCAGCAAUGGUGACCAAACUCCGUGCCACUUUCCUCAAGCUGGCCUCUGCACUGGACCUGCCACUGCUGCGUAUCAACCAGGCCAACAGCCCAGAUCUACUCAGCGUGUCCCAGUUCUACUCUGGGGAGCUGGUGGCCUACGUCCGAAAGGUUCUGCAGAUUAUUCCGGAAAGCAUGUUCACAUCCCUGGCCAAAAUCAUCAAACUGCAGAUCCAUGACAUCAUGGAGGUCCCCACGCGUCUGGAUAAGGACAAGCUGAAGGACUAUGCCCAGCUUGGGGCCCGUUACGAGGUUGCCAAACUCACCCAUGCCAUAUCUGUAUUCACUGAGGGCAUUUUGAUGAUGAAGACGACGCUGGUUGGCAUCAUCAAGGUCGAUCCCAAGCAGCUUCUGGAGGAUGGAAUCAGGAAGGAGCUUGUGAGGCGUGUGGCUUACUCGCUCCACAAAGGCCUUAUCUUCAACCCUAAGGCCAAGCCCAGUGAACUGAUGCCCAAGCUAAAGGAGAUGGCUGCCACCAUGGAUGGGUUCUACCGCUCGUUUGAGUACAUCCAGGACUACGUCAGCAUCUACGGCCUGAAGAUCUGGCAGGAGGAGGUGUCCCGAAUCAUCAACUACAACGUAGAGCAGGAGUGCAACAGCUUCCUGAGGACCAAGAUCCAAGACUGGCAGAGUGUGUAUCAGUCAACACACAUCCCGAUUCCCAAGUAUCCCCCCAUGGACGAGUCUGCCACCUUCAUCGGACGUCUCUGCAGGGAGAUCCUCCGCAUAACUGACCCUAAAGUGACCUGUUACAUUGACCAGUUGAACACGUGGUAUGACCUGAAAACUCACCAAGAGGUGACCAACAACAGACUGUUCUCUGAGAUUCAAGACACCCUGGGGACUUUCGGUCUGAACGGCCUCGAUCGGCUCCUCUGCUUCAUGAUCGUGAAGGAGCUACAGAAUUUCCUGACGGUGCUUCAAAAGACUAUCCUCAGGGACAAAGUGGUGACUGAUGUGUUCAAAGCCCUGCUGAGUGCCGUUAACCCUGUCAAAGGCAUUGUGGCCAACGCCACCAAAGUGUACCCCAAUGCAAUGGCUAAGACUCAGAAGAUCUGGCCGGCAUAUUUGGAAUCGAUAAUGAAGGUGGGGCAGAUGCAGAUUCUGAGGCGGCAGAUUGCAAACGAGCUGAACUACUCUUGCAAGUUUGACUCAAAGCAUCUUGCCGCUGCUCUGGAAAACCUCAACAAAGCUCUUUUGGCCGAUAUUGAGGCCCACUACCAGGACCCGUCUUUGCCUUACCCUAAGGAGGACAACACGCUUCUGUACGAGAUCACUGCUUACCUGGAGGCUGCAGGGAUUCACAAUCCUCUCAACAAAAUCUACAUCACAACGAAGCGCUUGCCCUACUUCCCCAUUGUGAACUUUCUAUUCCUCAUCGCUCAGCUCCCCAAACUGCAGUACAACAAAAACCAAGGAAUGACUUGCAAGAAGGCGGCAGAUGCUGUGGACUGGCCCCCACUGGUUCUUGGGUUGGUCACACUUCUGAAGCAGUUCCACUCCAGAUACACAGAGCAGUUCCUGGCCCUGAUUGGCCAAUUUAUCCGCUCCAUCAUGGAGCAGUGCACUAGCCAGAAGAUUCCUGACAUGCCUUCAGAUGUAGUGAGUGCGCUGAUGUUUCUGGAAGACUAUGUUCGCUUCUCAAAAUUGCCUCGCAAGGUGGCUGAAGCGCAUGUUCCAAGCUUCAUUUUUGACGAAUUCCGGACUGUGAUGUGAUUUCUAUGUUAGGCCUACUACUAUGUUGCCUUCAUGGCAGCAGAAUUUAUGUCAUUUCAUUCAGUUAAGGAUACAAAUCCUGUUUUCACAUUUUGCCUUUUCAAUGUCUUAAAGCACUAAUGAAAUCAUGUAUUGUUAGACCCUUUUUUGUUUGUUUGUUUUUUUAACAAAUAGCAUUUCCAUUGGAAAUACUGUGUUGCCAUUAAAUUAUAAAUGCCAACUAUUUUAAAUAAAUCAUA
Alosa alosa (allis shad) is the source of this 3908-nucleotide messenger RNA. It is a transcript of the gene washc5, whose product is annotated as WASH complex subunit 5. Lineage: Eukaryota; Metazoa; Chordata; Actinopteri; Clupeiformes; Clupeidae. The record is from RefSeq and is a predicted model, not a curated record. The coding region runs from base 190 to 3669 and encodes 1159 amino acids. The transcript is spliced from 29 exons. Gene Ontology annotation, biological process: actin filament polymerization; endosome fission; regulation of actin nucleation. Gene Ontology annotation, cellular component: endosome; WASH complex.